This is a messenger RNA of Lotus japonicus, 2956 nucleotides long. Its product is annotated as E3 ubiquitin-protein ligase BRE1-like 2. The transcript is spliced from 19 exons. Gene Ontology annotation, molecular function: ubiquitin protein ligase activity; metal ion binding. Lineage: Eukaryota; Viridiplantae; Streptophyta; Magnoliopsida; Fabales; Fabaceae. The coding region runs from base 140 to 2758 and encodes 872 amino acids. The record is from RefSeq and is a predicted model, not a curated record. Gene Ontology annotation, cellular component: nucleus; HULC complex.
CAUUGCACUUGGCAGCCAGAGUAAAACAGUAGAAGUGGUUUUCUUCUUCUUCCUCAAGAGCUGCAAGUUUUCAUUUUGAUUCUCGAGAAUCGGUGUUCCUAGUACUGUGUCCAGUUUGGUUGAAAGUUUCAGAAUUGCAAUGGAAAACUCAGAGAACGAUGAACCUGACAAGAAGAGGCCUCAUCUCACCUCUGUUUCUUCCCGCUCGGCCAUGAACAAAACUGCUGAUGCAGGUGUCUUACAGUUCCAGAAUCAGCAGCUUGUUCAACAGAUAGAUGUUCAAAAACAUGCUUUGCAGGAACUUGAAGACAAAAUUAGGAAAUUAAAAGAAAGGCAAACUUCUUAUGAUGACUUGUUAAUUAAAACGAACCAACAAUGGAAUCAGUUGGUUGAUGAUAUGACUCUUCUGGGGAUACGAGCUGGGAGAGGCAAAGAGACAUUGCAAACUUUGCCGCACCUUGAUAAUCAUCAAGGUCCACUUCCUUCGUGUCCUGCGGAGGAUAUAUUUCUAUGUAGAUUAAUCCAGAAAGAUUCUAUUGAAGGAAGCAGUAAUAGUGAGAUAAUGAAUUAUGUUGAGGAAGCCCUUGCUUUGCGUCGGGCAUCUACAUGGGAGUUGUUGAAACUCCUUCAGGAUUCCAUUAAUAAUCAGAUGGAAAGAAUUGACAUCAUAGCUCAGGCUUUACCUGGAGAUUUAUUUUCAGAAGAUGCUAUCAAGCAAAUGUCUAUGAUUGAUGAUAUGACAAAAGAGGAGGCACAUAAUUUACGUGAAGUGAUUGAUACUCUCAAUGAGAAACAUAAAGAGUACAGUGCUAGUAUUCAAAAUUAUAUUAAAGAGGGCGUACAGGAUCAAUCUGACAUCAAACGCUUUGCAGGCGAGCUUGAUGAGAUUGCGGCUGAACUUGAAGAAAGCAGAAGAAAACUAGUCAGUCUGAAAAUGCAAAAGGAUGCAGCGAUCGGGAUCAAUUCUCCGAAUGCAGAUGCAGUGAAUGGAAACUUGUCUCCUGAAAAGCCUGCAGGCAGGACUAUGAGUUUGCAUGAGUUGAAGGAUUCAAUUGAGGAAGCGAAGAUAGUCGAUGCUGAUCGUGCCUCUGAGCUUCAAGAUGCUCAGGAAGACAAUCAAACCUUGACAAAGCAAUUACAAGAUCUUCAGAAUGAACUGAAUGAUGAUAAGUAUGUACGCUCUUCCCGAAUAUACUCUUUGGCAAAUGAUCAACUUCAACAUUGGAUGGCUGAAUUGAACCGAUAUAAAAUGUUAACGGAGUCUCUGCAGGCUGGCCGUGCCCAUAUCACAAAAAGGGAGAAGGAACUGAAUUUGAAAUUAGAGUCUGCUGAUACUGCAAGGCAUAUGCUUGACAAAUCUGACAAUAGGAUUGAUGAGCUAGAGCAUCAGUUGCAGAAGUGUAUUAUUGAGAAGAAUGAUCUUGAAAUUGAGAUGGAAGAGGCUAUCCAGGAUACUGGGAGAAAAGAUAUCAAAUCUGAGUUUCAUGUGAUGGCCUCAGCUUUAUCUAAAGAAAUGGGAAUGAUGGAAGCUCAGUUGAAACGAUGGAAGGAUGCAGCUCAUGAGGCUGUGUCAUUACGUGAGAAAGCACAUUCUCUACGAGCAUUGUUGAGUGGGAAGACUGCCGAAAUUAAGAGCCAUGCAAGCAAAUGUGUUGAACAGGAUUUGGAAAUCAAGUCGUUAAAAACAUUGAUUGAGAAGUUACAGAAGGAGAAUAAGGAGUUAGAAGUUGUUCUGGAUAUGUAUGGCGAAGAAAAUUACGAUAAAAGAUUGGCAGAAGUUAGAGAAUCUGAAAGUAAAGCUUGCUCUCAAGCUGAAAUGCUGAAAAAUGCAUUAGAUGAACAUAGUUUAGAAUUAAGGGUAAAAGCUGCUAAAGAAGCUGAAGCCGCUUGUGAACAAAGGCUUUCUGCUGCAGAAGCUGAAUUGGAGGACUUAAGGGCCAAAGUGGAUGCAUCUGAGAGAGAUAUCUUGGAGAUGACUGAGGCUAUUAAAGUUAAAGAUGCUGAGGCAGAGGCAUAUAUAUCUGAAAUUGAGACUAUUGGUCAAGCAUAUGAAGAUAUGCAGACACAGAACCAACAUCUGUUGCAGCAGGUGACUGAGAGGGAUGACUAUAAUAUAAAGCUUGUAUCAGAAACUGUGAAGACAAAACAGGUGCAUAGCACUUUACUGUCUGAGAAGCAGGUCUUAGCAAAGCAACUUCAACAAAUUAAUUCUAAGAUAGAAAAUGCAAAGAUGAGAAUUACACACGGUGAACAGCAGCAGUUGAAAGGUAUUCUAUCAGAAGCCGCUAAAUGUACUCAAGAUGAAAAACACCUUGCAGUCUCCCUGGAAUUCGCAAAGUGGGAAUUGGCUGAUGCUGAGAAGGAGUUUAAGUGGCUCAAGUCUGCUGCUUCAUCUUCAGAGAAAGAAUAUGAUCAAAUUCAGAAAGAUGCCAAAGCUUUUGAAAUGGAGUUGGAUCGUGAAAGGAGUUCACGGAAGAAACUUCAAGAAGAAUUGAGGGAAUUGAAUAACCAAAUUGCUGAGCUGAGUUCUGAAACUGGAGAAGCUGCAAUACAAAAACUCGAAGAAGAAAUAAGAGCUUGCAAGAACAUGAUCAAGUGCACUGUCUGUUCUGAUCGUCCAAAGGAGGUUGUGAUUGUGAAGUGCUAUCAUCUGUUCUGCAAUCCAUGCAUACAAAGAAAUCUUGAGCUACGUCACCGUAAAUGUCCUGCCUGCGGAGCAGCAUUUGGACAGAGUGAUGUUCGCUUUGUCAAAAUAUGAGACUGAUGUUAAAUUUCUAGUUGUUAGACGUUUGAUUAUUGUUUUGGGUCCUUGGACAGUGCUGUUGGCUUUUAUUACCUGCAUCAUAGUUUCAAAUAAGCAUUCUAAUAAGGCUUAGAGGAACUUAUUUGAUCUUAUCUUAUAGUAUAAUCACUUAUUCAAAUAAUUGAAAUUUUUUGUGGAAAUAGUUUAUGAUUA